AUGAAUGAAUUUAUUAAUAAUAGUGUUAAAUUAGAUUUUUGGAAAGAGCCAUCAAAUAUUGGAGAAGAUACUCAUGUAAUGGUUGCUAAAGGUCCAAUAUUAGAUGAUUUUCUUAAUCGUCUAAAUAAAUAUAAUUUAAAUAUUCAAAUAAUGAUUGAGGACGUUAACGAAUUAAUUAAAAAACGUCAAAAAGAAAUUGAAGAAAAUAAAGAUGAAGAAGAAGAAGAAAAAAAGCAGAAGGAAAAUAUUAAUUUUCGUCGUCAAAGAGAUGAUCCUUUUAUUAAUUCUUCUCCAAGACUUAAAAAAGCAGCUGCUUUAGGAAGAUUUUCUUUAGGGAAAUAUAAGUCAUUUGCCGAUAUAAUUCAUUAUUUGAAUGCUUUAGCAGUUAAUUAUCCAAAUAUAGUAACUGUACAACCUAUUGGGUCUACACAUGAAGGAAGGCAAAUACCCUUAAUUAAAAUUGGGACAAACAAUAAUUUAAUUGGAAAGCCGGCUAUUUGGAUUGAUGGAGGAAUUCAUGCAAGAGAGUGGGUAUCCCCAGCAGUUGUUUUAUUUAUGAUAGAUCAAUUAGUAAUUGGUUAUGACACUCAACCAUUAAUUAAACAAUUUGUUGACCAAUUAGAUUGGUUUAUUGUUCCUUUAUUAAAUCCUGAUGGUUAUGAAUAUUCUAGAAGUAGUUCUGACCCAGAAAUUCGUCUUUGGAGGAAAAAUCGUUCACCGACACAAUGUACACAAAUAAAUACUGGCCUUUUUACCCCUCCAAAUACUCAAUGUUGUCAGGGUGUUGAUUUAAAUAGAAAUUUCGAUUGGUUUUUUGGGCAAGUUGGUUCUUCUUCAGAUCCUUGUUCAGAAAUAUUUGCUGGAAAUUUUGCUUUCUCAGAGCCGGAAACUCAGUCAGUUAGAGAUUUUAUUUCUCAACAACAAGGAAGAAUUAAAACAUUUAUGACAUUUCAUAGUUAUUCUCAAAUAUUAAUGUAUCCAUUUGGCCAUUCAUUACGUACAUAUCCACAAGAUGUCCAAGAAUUAAGUAAUGUAGCAUUGCGGGCUGCCCAAGCACUGCAAUCAACUUACGGAACUAAAUAUACAGUUGGCACUGGUGCUGAUACUCUGUCCGUAUUUAAAAAGAACUUUUAGUAUUUUUAUAAA
Messenger RNA from Meloidogyne enterolobii, 1146 nucleotides. The record is from the annotation of a GenBank genome assembly. NCBI's taxonomy places the organism in Eukaryota, Metazoa, Nematoda, Chromadorea, Rhabditida, Meloidogynidae.